Molecule: messenger RNA, 1606 nt
Organism: Umbelopsis ramanniana AG
Lineage: Eukaryota; Fungi; Mucoromycota; Umbelopsidomycetes; Umbelopsidales; Umbelopsidaceae
Exons: 5
Cellular component (GO): periplasmic space
Molecular function (GO): lyase activity
Source: RefSeq, a predicted model, not a curated record
GAUGGUCAUGAAUCUGGUUACCGCGUUUCUAAUACACAUGGUUGUCGUCUUCAAGUUGGUUCGCGCCGGCAUCCUUGAUAUACCUCCGGCCAAUACAGUCCCAACGCCGAUCAGCUUCUCCAACUACACCGUUGAAUGGAAAGACUUGGAUAUCAUAUUAGAGAAUGCUGAAUAUUAUCGACGAUUUCAGUACCAUUUGAGCCAGUCAAACGAUACUCGCCCUCGUACAAAUGCACCCCAUGCUGUUUACGAUAGAUUGAAAUCGCUUGCCGACCAGGCACUUGUAAAACCUCUAUACACCGUUACUAGCAAGCCAUUCCUUCCACCGUCCGGCGAUAAAAGAGACUUGAUCACCUAUGCUCCUUACUGGUGGCCUGCACCAGACUGUAACGCUAAUGAUAAUACCAACGACUGUCCCUACAUUCGGAUAGACGGCAAAGUCAAUCCAGAUGUUUACAAGCUGGAUGAUCAAAGGCACUUGGAGUCAGUAACGUUGGAUAGUGAAAUCUUGGCGAUGGCCAGUGUGGUCUUCGAUGAUGACGUUUAUUCUCAGAAGGCAGCGGAUAUGCUUCGAUACUUCUUCUUAAAUGAAGAGACCAAAAUGAAUCCAAAUUUCGAGUAUAGUCAAAUUAUUCGUGGUAACGGUAAAACAGCCUCGCACACUGGUCGCUCUACUGGUGUUAUCAUUGCAAGAUGUUUGGUUGGACCCAUUCGCGCUAUCAAAUUUUUGCAACUUCGCAAUUCUUACGCGUGGAGCCAUAGCGACACAGCAGGCAUGAUCAGUUGGUACAAAGAAUUGCACAAUUGGAUGAUUCAUGAUACGCUUCCCAUCCAAGAGAGUAAAUCCAAAAACAACCAUCUGACUUAUUUUAUCACGACUUUGAUCACCAUCAGCGAUUUCAUUGGAGACUUCCGCACAAUUGAAGACAGAGUCAACACUUUCUUCGCAUACAGUCUGGCUGAACAGAUUAAGGUCGAUGGAGUUCAACCUAUAGAAGAAGGUCGUACUUUGCCAUAUCAUUACACUACCUUCAAUCUCGAUGGUUUGGUUUACCUGGCCGCGUUUGUAUCACGAAGUGAUCCUCCACUCAUAGAAAAUGCUUGGAAUCGUACUGGAAGUUCUAUUGUUCGAGCCGUUAACCGACUCAUAGAUGUUGCACGAGGAAAUGAAGGGCGAAUUGAGCCAGGUGCAGAUUUGUCUGAUGCUGAUAUCGCUGUUAGAGCAGUCGGCAUGAGAUAUCCAGAACUGUACUGUGGAAAAUACCACGCUAACCAGCACCGUAAUGACCCUUAUCUUAAUCUUUGGCCGCUUUGGACUCCUCGUCAACUGUGGUACUGCUUUCAAUAGCUCACAAAUUGGUCGACCACCUCGCAUUGAUCUAAUAGAUAUACCUCGGUGCGAUAAUCUUAAUCAGGCGUUGUUUACAAGAACAUCAUAUCAUUUUACACGUUGAAUACUUGGGCAUUGCUUAGUGAGCUGUACUAUGCAUAUCUUCCUUGGAUGAUAAUGCUGAACGUCCUCCAAUGCCAGCCAAUUAGAUGAACAGUAUGUACAGACAAUAUUGUAAUAUUAGUAGAAAUGGUAACAAAUAAAGCCAAACGGUAU